AUGUCAGUCCGUCGCAGCAGUAAGUCCGUUAGCUCUCAGGUAUCAUUCGGGUCAAGAAGGAGGAUAAGUACCUCUAGUAGAGUGGUCACGAAUGGUUUUGAGAGUUCAGGUUUUGGAUAUGGAAACUUAGGCUAUGAUGUCUUCUCCAAAUCUCUCACAUCUGGUUAUGAGGUCCCGCUGUAUAGCAAUGAGAAGCAGACAAUGCAGAAUCUCAAUGACCGCCUGGCAUUUUACCUGGAAAAGGUAUACUCUAUGGAGAAGGCCAACAGCAAACUGGACCUGCAAAUUCAGACAUUUUAUGAGAACAAGAGCCCAAUGCAGAGCAAAGACAUGAGCAGUUAUUUCAAAACCAUCUCAGACCUCCGCACACAGAUUCUUAGCCGUUUUGUGCAGAAUUCUGAACUCCGCCUGAAACUGGACAACACCCGAAUGGCAGCAGCAGAUUUCCAGAUCAAGUAUGAGACUGAGAAGAACUUGCGUAUGAUUGUUGAAGCAGAUUUGCCUCGACUGCGAGGGGUUAUGGGAGAGAUUAAACUAUCCAUCGCAGACCUGGAGAACCACCACACUGGACUGACAGAGGAGCUGCUGUACCUCAAGAAAACCCACGAGGAGGAUCUGCACAUGUUGCGAGCAAAGCAAAGCGGCUCUGUUAACGUGGAGAUUGACAGCGCAACUCGUUCAGACCUUGGCCAGAUGCUGAAGGAGUUGAGAAGUCAGUACGAGACCCUUGUUGAGAAAAACCGCAGGGAGGUUGAACAAUGGUACCAGACCAAGGUGGAGAUGUGGCGCACUCAAGUGUCCAGCAGCCGUACUGACAUCAAUACAUCUCAGACCGAAUUCACUGAAAUCAAGAGAACUGUUCAGAGCUUAGAUAUAGAACUACAAGGGCUUAUUACACUGAAACAGCAGCUGGAGCAGAGUCUGGUCGAAGUAAGGGAGCGCUAUUCGGCCAAGCUGGGUCAGCUUCAGAUAUACAUCGACAACCUGCAGGAGGAGCGACAGAGACUUAAUACCGACAUACAGGAACAGGCCACAGAGUACCAGCUCCUGCUGGACAUCAGAAUGAGACUGGAGACAGAGAUCGCCGAGUACAGGAGGCUACUGGGAGGAGAAGAACACACGACUGUCAUUAGCACUUCUAAAGCUUCCAUGGUCAAAACAGAAACAGUGACCACAACAGAGAUAAAGGAAGAGAUAGAGGAUGUGCAUAACCCUCAUCUCCAGCGCCGAGUCAAGGUCAUUGUGGAGGAAAUGAUAGAUGGUCAAGUUGUUUCCACUUCUGUUGAUGAAAAUGUCCAGGACAUCAACUGAUCAGAAAAUAAAAUGCAACCUCGUGUUUAAAACUACAAUAACAAAUGUUAACACAUAAAUCGACCUUGUCAGUAGUUGGUAAUGGGCGUCUUUAAGUGAGUUAUUACGUUUUUUAUUGAGUGGGAUUUCUGAAAAAUAUAUACACUGCAGCAUAGAGUAUACACAGGUUUUUCUAGAAUUUGGUGUGAGAUAUGCUUUCAGGCUUUGUUUCCGGCUUUCACUCUGCCUAAAUAAAUUUAGGGCCAAAUAAAAAUCAGAGCAUAGCCACAUUUGUUAUAGGGUUUUUUUGUUAAGAUAUAGUUUAUCGCAGUCUGGAAAUGCGCCGUCAGGCCAGUCGUGCAUGCUGACAUUAAGAGUACUCUGUUCAUAGUAAUAUAAAGGAAGGCAAGAAACUGUUGUUCAGCAAGCUUUGAAGUGAUAGCAUAAAAAAGCCUUAUGUAUUCAGGUCAUCUUUAUUAUUUAUAGGUAAGAAUCAUGGUGGUAUUUUUAAAAACAAUUUGAUUUGUCUUUAAAUGAUGGUUUAAAAUCUACAUAAUGUUACUGUUUUGCAUGACAAAAUUAAUAAAUCAU
Triplophysa rosa is the source of this 1881-nucleotide messenger RNA. It is a transcript of the gene krt99, whose product is annotated as keratin 99. Gene Ontology annotation, molecular function: structural molecule activity. The transcript has 9 exons. NCBI's taxonomy places the organism in Eukaryota, Metazoa, Chordata, Actinopteri, Cypriniformes, Nemacheilidae. The record is from RefSeq and is a predicted model, not a curated record. Bases 1 to 1311 code for a protein of 436 amino acids.